Molecule: messenger RNA, 2058 nt
Organism: Rhizopus microsporus ATCC 52813
Lineage: Eukaryota; Fungi; Mucoromycota; Mucoromycetes; Mucorales; Rhizopodaceae
Product: PA26-domain-containing protein
Exons: 4
Coding region: 1-2058 (685 amino acids)
Biological process (GO): negative regulation of TORC1 signaling; regulation of response to reactive oxygen species; positive regulation of macroautophagy
Cellular component (GO): nucleus
Molecular function (GO): oxidoreductase activity, acting on peroxide as acceptor; L-leucine binding
Source: RefSeq, a predicted model, not a curated record
AUGAUUCAGAACGAAGAACUGAUAGAGUCUAUUCGAGAUACAAGAGCGAAACAACUGCAAGCAUGCAGACAGCGUAUUGCAUUAUUUAAAGGCCUGCAGGUUGAAAGUUUUGAAGAUAGAGCUUUAGCACUUGAAAAAAUCAUUCAAGUAGUCAAAUCAUUCAUCAGGUCAUCAUCCUCACGCUCUUCAUUGUCACCUUCAGCCACAUCCAACGCCACAUCACCUACAGUUGUCAUGAACACGUAUAUUGCAGAGGAAGAUAUUGAGCAGUCAGAAGGAGAAAAAGAACAAGACGAUGAAUAUAGCGAACAGUUGUUUUAUUAUUUAUUAACAAUUCUCAGAUUGUCCGUGACAUGUCCUUAUGCUGACGUUCGACAGACAUUCAAAGACUUGUUGAACGUACUCAAGGAAACAACAUCUAUUGGUAUUCCUCAACCCAGACACAGCUCACCUUCACAUUUUAUCUCGUUAUAUGAUAUCUUUUCACUUGAAUCGACUGUCAGCUGUAACCAGAUUGUGAAUUAUCCAAGAUCAUCGAAUUUAUCAUUUUCACCAUGGUCUACAUCCUCCUUCUCGCUUCAAAAUGAAGAAAAUGACCCAUCCAUGCCAGAUAAUAACACGGAUACCAGCAACAAUAGUAGUACUAUAAACACUAUACCAGAAAACCAUCAUUCUGUCUAUUUCGACUUCACAGGCGGAAGACCUUCAGAUGAGUACGUUCGACAAAUGAUGAUCAAGACCUACACUGAAGAGGGAAGGCUGUUUAAUCUAUACCGUAUACUAUCAUUUUUUCCAACAUUUUUUGAAACCUAUCAUGUGACAUUUACCAAGAUCAUAAAGGCACCACUGGGACCGUUACAUAGAACUUGGAAGACAUACAUUGGUAUCAUGGUGGCCGCAGAGCAAAAGUGUCAGUACCUCGUGAGCAUCUUGAAGCUGGACUUUUUGUAUAACGGAGGCAACCCAGAUUGGCUCAGGGGAGUUGAACAUGUGCCAACCAAGUUAAGGAAUAUCAGUGGUCUCAUUCUGAAACUCGCACGCCAGCCGUGGAGCUUACAGAGCGAGGACGUGGUCGAAUUGCUCAGUGGUGAUCUUGGUGAUGCGUGGAGUAAAGGUGAGCUAGUUCAGGUUGUCUUGAUCAUUGGAACCAUUCUGGGACUAUCGAGUUAUAUACUUGGCUGCGGUAUCACGCCAGAGAUUGACAUGUCAGGUGGGUUCUGUUAUCCUGGUGGACAUACCAAAGGAGGUAUCGAGAACGAGCUAGAUGACAGCCACAGUCAUCAAGACUGCACCGAGAGUGAAGAUAUGCUCUUUUCAUCUGACAAUGGUAUCGGGCUGGGCGUCUCGAUUGAUAUUGAAGAGACAACGAAGGAGCUGAUCUCCAAGCUAAAGUCUAAAAAGAACUCAACACUCAAAGAGCAACUUAUUGAAAGCUUUGAAAAGUUAAAAUUAAAUAACAACGAGGAAGAGCAACCGAGAAAGGAAUUGAAACAGUCCAGCUUUGAGUUACCACAGUCAAAAGAGAUAAAUUCAGUUUAUGAAGACUUGCAGCGGUUCAUCGACCCAGAACUGAAUGAAGCUAUCAAGCUCGAAACGUUUGAUUCAAGUCAGCAUCAAGAGUUUAUGCUUGGUGAAUAUUGCUGGGAGGACCACGGUUGUGACUUGGCCAACUAUUAUCUGCCUGGUAUAGGAGAUGACUUGGUGACAGAAUUUACAGAAGCUAUUAGUAUUACAGACUGGAGUAUAUUCCAUCCUAUCGCUGAGGAAGUGGUCGAUACUUCACCUCUAAGAUACGCUAUCUGGCACUAUACUCAAAAGAUCAUGGGAGUCACAAAGGAAGACUACCCUUAUACGGAUAUUCCAACAUUUUUGAAUGAACGAACAUCCCGUUACCUUGAAGUCCUUUGCAUGUCACCACAUAAAAUUCAGAAAAAUGACUGGUGUAACAUUGGUAUCUCUUUAAGACCAGAAGAAAAAUGCCAUGUCAAUCUUUUGAUUGCCUCUGCCAGAAAGCAAGCGAUAUUAUGUUAUGGAUUAUCAUUAAUCUCUGAAGUCUAG